AUUUCUCACUGCUGGUGAUCGAUGAGUGCCACCACACACACAAGGAAGCCGUCUACAACAAAAUCAUGCUGACUUACCUCCAGCGCAAGCUCGGCGGGCACCAGGACCUGCCACAGGUCCUGGGCCUGACAGCAUCCCCUGGCACCGGUGGGGCAACCACCUUCGAGGGGGCUGUGGAGCACAUCCUGCAGAUCUGUGCCAACCUGGAUGCAGAGGAAAUCACGUCGGCGCAAGCAGAGGCACAGGAUCUGCAGAGCCAUGUCCCCCAGCCCAGGAAGCAGUACGACCUGUGCCAAGAGAGAGCACAGGACCCCUUUGGUGAACAGCUGAAGAAAGUGAUGGAGCAGAUCCAGCAGUACAUGGGGACACCAGGGCUGCCACAGGACUUUGGCACGCAGCUGUACGAGCAGCGCAUCGUGGAGGUGGAGAGAAGAGCAGCAGAGACGUUUUGCCGCCGGACGCGGGUGUGCGCGCUGCACCUGCGCAAGUACAACGAUGCACUGCUGAUCAACGACACAGUGCGGAUGAUCGACGCCUUCCAGUGCCUCCAGCAGUUCUACGCCACUGAGAGGGACACGAAGGACCCCAUCGGGCGCUUCCUCACUGCCACCUUUGAGGAGAACAGGACGAGCCUGCAGGCACUUGCUGAGGACCAGCGCUACGAAAACCCCAGGCUGGGGAAGCUGGAGGAGAUCCUGCGGGAGCACUUCCAGCCCCAUGGCACCUCCCGCGGCAUCGUCUUCACCAAGACACGGCAGAGCGCACACUGCCUGCUCCGCUGGCUGCAGGACACGGCCACUCUGCAUGGGCAGCACCUCAGGGCCGCCGUCCUCACCGGUGCAGGCUACGGCAGCCAGAGCGGGCACAUGACACAGAGCGAGCAGCAGGACGUGAUCAAGCUGUUCCGGCAGGGAGCCCUCAACCUGCUCUUCUCCACCAGUGUGGCCGAGGAGGGCCUGGAUAUUCCUGAGUGCAACGUCGUCGUCCGCUAUGGGCUGAUGACCAAUGAGAUCGCCAUGGUGCAGGCCCGGGGCCGUGCCCGUGCCAAAAACAGCGUCUACUCCGUCGUGGCCAAAGCCAACAGCAGGGAGGUGUCCCGCGAGCUGCUCAACGAGGACCUGGUGCAGCUGAUGGAGCAGGCGAUUGCGGCAGUGCAGGCCAUGCCGGAGCAGGAGUACCGGCUCCGGAUCCAGGAGCUGCAGCAGGCUGCAGUUGAGAGAUGGCUGAUGAAGGAGGCCAGGAUCAGCGAGCGGCGACGGCUGCAUGACCCCGAUGCCGUUAACCUCUACUGCGUCAACUGCAACGUGGCGGUGUGCCGCGGCAGCGACCUGCGCACCGUGGAGGGCAUGCACCACGUCAAUGUCAACCCCAACUUCGGGCUGUACUACAAUGUCUUGCCUGGGAAGCUGCAGUUCCCACGGACUUUCAAGGACUGGGAGCCCGGCUGCCGCAUCGCCUGCAGUGAGUGCAGCCAGGACUGGGGCAUGGAGAUGAUCUACCGCCAGGUGAAGCUGCCCAUCCUCUGCAUCAAGAACUUUGUGGUGGAGACACCGGACGAGAAGAGGAGGUACAAGAAGUGGAGCGCCGUGACGUUCUCCAUCGAGGAGUUUGAUUACCUGGAGUACUGCCCCAGCAUCCACGGCCAGUCCUUCUAG
Mesitornis unicolor (brown roatelo) is the source of this 1655-nucleotide messenger RNA. RefSeq names its product DEXH (Asp-Glu-X-His) box polypeptide 58 (gene DHX58). The record is from RefSeq and is a predicted model, not a curated record. Gene Ontology annotation, biological process: innate immune response; positive regulation of interferon-beta production; response to virus. The transcript is spliced from 10 exons. Gene Ontology annotation, molecular function: zinc ion binding; single-stranded RNA binding; double-stranded RNA binding. The annotation marks the transcript as partial. Lineage: Eukaryota; Metazoa; Chordata; Aves; Mesitornithiformes; Mesitornithidae. Gene Ontology annotation, cellular component: cytoplasm.